Triticum dicoccoides is the source of this 1225-nucleotide messenger RNA. Its product is annotated as N-carbamoylputrescine amidase-like. Gene Ontology annotation, molecular function: N-carbamoylputrescine amidase activity. The coding region runs from base 229 to 1131 and encodes 300 amino acids. Lineage: Eukaryota; Viridiplantae; Streptophyta; Magnoliopsida; Poales; Poaceae. The transcript has 10 exons. The record is from RefSeq and is a predicted model, not a curated record.
ACACUGCCGCCACGUCACUGCACCGCCGCCGGGACAGCUUGCUUCCCCACUGCCUCGCGCCGCCUAGAGCUCGUCCUCCCCGCCGCCGGCGGCAGUCGCUCGCUCGCCCGCUCGCCAGGAACCCCAUCUCCCGCCGGCCGCCGCACCGUUCUCCGCCGAGGAAAGCAGCAGGCAGCAGCAGCCAAAGCGGAACAGCGCGGGCCGAGGAAGGGGUAGGUGAGGGGGGAGAUGGCCGGCGCCGGGAGGAAGGUGGCGGUCGCCGCCGUGCAGUUCGCCUGCACCGACACGGUGGCCGACAACGUCGCCGCCGCCGAGAGGUUGAUUAGAGAAGCUCAUAAGAAAGGCGCAAACAUUGUCCUCAUUCAGGAGCUAUUUGAGGGGCACUAUUUCUGUCAAGCUCAAAGGAUGGAUUUCUUUGGGCGUGCCAAGCCUUAUAAAGAGAACCCGACUAUAAUGAGAAUGCAAAAACUUGCAAAGGAGUUGGAUGUUGUAAUACCUGUAAGUUUCUUUGAAGAAGCGGGCAAUGCUCAUUACAAUUCCGUGGCCAUUAUUGAUGCUGAUGGCACCGAUCUUGGCCUAUACCGCAAAUCACACAUUCCAGAUGGACCAGGUUAUCAAGAGAAAUUUUAUUUCAACCCGGGUGACACUGGAUUCAAGGCUUUCAAAACCAAGUAUGCAACAAUUGGUGUUGGAAUUUGCUGGGAUCAGUGGUUUCCAGAGACCGCAAGGGCUAUGGUGCUACAGGGGGCGGAAAUAUUGUUCUAUCCCACUGCUAUUGGUUCUGAACCCCAGGAUAUGAACCUGGAUUCCCGUGAACACUGGAAGCGUGUCAUGCAAGGCCACGCCGGCGCUAACUUGGUUCCUCUUGUUGCUUCUAACCGGAUAGGUAAGGAAACUGUUGAGACUGAGCAUGGCAACAGCACCAUAAAGUUCUAUGGGAACUCAUUCAUCGCAGGGCCAACUGGAGAAAUUGUGAAGCUUGCAAAUGACAAAGACGAGGAGGUGCUCGUCGCGGAGUUUGACUUGGACGAGAUCAAAUCUACGAGGCACGGCUGGGGUAUAUUCAGGGACAGGCGUCCUGAUCUAUACAAAGUGCUACUGACGUUGGAUGGCAAGACAUCAUCAUCCUAGGUGGAUCAUAAUUUGCAGAAUCAGCAUCUUUGACGAUAAUAACUCAAAACUUAUAUUAAACCAAGACCCUCUUCGGUUGUGUUGGUUCUUCUCU